Molecule: messenger RNA, 1279 nt
Organism: Scomber japonicus (chub mackerel)
Lineage: Eukaryota; Metazoa; Chordata; Actinopteri; Scombriformes; Scombridae
Gene: erg28
Product: ergosterol biosynthesis 28 homolog
Exons: 5
Coding region: 66-497 (143 amino acids)
Cellular component (GO): endoplasmic reticulum; membrane
Molecular function (GO): protein-macromolecule adaptor activity
Source: RefSeq, a predicted model, not a curated record
UUACUGGCGCAUGCUAACAUUGUAGUUUGAUAGACGCGGCCAGGUGAGUCCCACAUACAGGAGAGAUGAGUCGUUUCCUCAACGUGCUGCGCAGCUGGCUGCUGAUGGUGUCGGUCAUCGCAGUGGGAAACACGGUGCAGAGUUUCAGAGACCACAGCUUCCUGUCAGAGAAGCUCUACACUGGCAUGCCACAGUUUGUGAACGGUCUCCAAGCUCGAACGUUCGGUAUUUGGACGCUGCUGUCAUCCAUCAUUCGCUGCGCCUGUGCCAUUGAUAUCCAAAACAGAACGCUAUAUCACAUCACUUUGUGGACAUUUGUGCUGGCGUUGGGUCAUUUUCUGUCCGAGGCUUUCAUCUACAAAACGGCACCGCUCACUAUCGGGGUAAUGGCACCUCUCAUUGUGGCAAGUUUCUCUAUCAUAGGAAUGCUGAUUGGAUUCCAGUGUAUUCCAGAGACACAAGAAGAAGUAGGAGCACGACAGAAAAAACGUAACUGAAUCUUGAGUUUCCUGCCGUCCAGUAGACCCAACAGAUGUGUUUGGACUGGUCAUCGUAUGUGUGUGUGUGACUUCCUGCCUUAAAGAACAUGAGAUCUGGACGUCAAUUAGUUUUCCUACUGUGAAUGAAAUGUUGUAUAGACUGUAUACAUCUAUGUCUGGGUUGUAUUUAAUGUUUUUGAAAUAAUAUUUUAGUCGUCACCCUUUUUGUGUAUGGUUUUGUUACGUUACAGUAAUUGAUGUGCAAUACACAGAAGUUCAGGACAUGUGACCUGUCAGUGCUGAAUGAUUAUUGUGUCUGUGCCAAUAAUUUUACUUUUUUAAAUCCAAUAAUCAGAUGUCAGGCAUUAAAGCUAGAAAAAACGUGUAAUUGUACGGGAGGAAAUAUGUAUAAUGUAUUGAAUUAAAUAUAUCAAUUUAAAAGUGCUCUAUGCCUGAAAUCGGGCAUGAUGCCUGAGAACUAUAAACCCUGAGAUGUACUUUGAAACUGCUGAACAAGCAUUUAACUGAUUACAGAAAUAAUCCAGAGUAGAUUUUCAUUGUCAUCAUAUUUUUAUUUCACCAGAUCACCAUUUCCUAUACAUUUCUUUAAUAACUCAGAUUUAUUCAAGUACUCCGAUGACUAUACAGUACAGUACAAUACAAAACUAUGCUCUUAAUCACAGAAUUUCUUUUGAUAUCAGCGAUUCUUCUUGAUGUUUGUUCUGUGAAACAUUUGUAUACCUCUAGAAUUAAUGCACAAAAAUAUUUUUGAAUUAAAUGAUUUGUUUGUGUGGCUGAGA